Messenger RNA from Cavia porcellus (domestic guinea pig), 1581 nucleotides. Its product is annotated as KIAA1191 ortholog. The coding region runs from base 359 to 1276 and encodes 305 amino acids. Gene Ontology annotation, cellular component: cytoplasm. The transcript has 9 exons. The record is from RefSeq and is a predicted model, not a curated record. NCBI's taxonomy places the organism in Eukaryota, Metazoa, Chordata, Mammalia, Rodentia, Caviidae.
ACCAAGGGUGUCGCCUUGCUCACCAGUUAGUGUUCCCUGAGUCGUAGUGGAGACUGCUGGUGUUGCCACCGCUGUUACGAUGGCUUGGAUCUGGACUGUACCCCAACCUCUCGGGAGACGCGGGUCAUCGGAACCUCUUUAGUGGCGGAGUUUGGGCCGCAGGCAUCUUGGCGGCUGCAGGAAAACAGCAGAACCUCUGAAUGGAUUCUUCCUGGAGAACUUUGCUAAUUUGCAGCAGCUGGACCAUGUUCCUCAUUAACAUCUGUCUGUCAGCAUAGUUGUGACAUCAUUUCACUGUGGUGACAGGGACCCAUCUCCGAAUUCUUUGUAGAAAAAGCACCUUGGAUCCAGUUUUUCAAUGGCUUCAAGACAACCAGAAGUGCCUGCUCUUGGGCCCAGUGGGCCUCUAGGCAAGAUGUCCCUGCCCAUCGGGAUGUGCCGCCGGGCAUUCAGCUAUGAUGAUGCCCUGCAGGACCCUGCGCCCAUGACUCCUCCUCCUGCGGACAUGGGUAGCAUCCCCUGGAAGCCAGUGAUUCCAGUGCGCAAGUAUCAGCACCUUGCCAAGGCGGAAGAAGAGGAGACCAGUGUGUCCCCCACUGCCAUGACCCUGGCCACGGCCACUGACAGCACGGACAAGGUCCCGGUGGUGAAGGCCAAAGCUACCCAUGUCCUCAUGAGUUCUCUGAUCACAAAACAGACCCAGGAGAGCAUUCACCGUUUCGAACAACAGGCAGGGCUGAGAGAUGCUGGCUACACACCGCACAAGGGCCUCACCACUGAGGAAAGCAAGUACCUUCGAGUGGCAGAAGCACUCCAUAAACUAAAGCUGCAGAGUGGAGAGAUGACAAAAGAAGAGAAGCAGCCUGCAUCAGGCCAGUCCAGCCCGAGCAGCACCCCUCACUCUUCCCCCAAGCAGAAGUCCAGAGGCUGGUUCACCUCUGGUUCCUCCACAGCCUUAACUGGCCCACCGCCUAGCGCUAUGGAUCCUGGAAGUGGGGACAAAGAUAAAACCUCAUUAGAUAAGUGGAAUGUGUUUGCACCAAGACACCUGCAGAAGUCUGACUCUGGAGGUUUUGCUGUCCAGGCCUACAAAGGAGCCCAGAAGCCCUCUCCCAUGGAGCUGAUCCGGGCCCAGGCCACCCGAAUGGCUGAAGAUCCAGCAGCCUUCAAGCCGCCCAAGAUGGAUAUCCCUGUGACAGAAAUGAAGAAACCACCACCGCGGACCCACAAUCUCAAACCGCGUGACUUGAAUGUGCUCACCCCCACUGGGUUCUAGAGUCUUUCCUGUCCCAGGGACUCUGGGUAGAGGGUUUCUGGUGCCCCACUUACUUUAGCUCUGACAUAGGAAUGGUAUAUUGUUAAGCCUCUUCAACAGAGGCUACCACUGCAGACACAGUUAAUUUUUGGGAAACAUCAGUGCAAAGCUUGUACCUGUGUGGAAGAAACCAUUUUGUACUGCUCCAGACUAAAAAAUCUGAGCAGUAAUUUGGGGGGACCUCGUGACCUAUUUUUGUAUCAUGUAUCCUAGACAAGAACUUCAGUCAUUGCUUACUAGAUAAAUAAUGUUUAUGCUGUUCCAAA